AUGCACACCACGCCGUGCACCGUGCCCCACGUCAGCUGCGCCGCCUGCGACGUCUGCAUCACGUGCAGCUCCGACUACAGCCUGUACUCGCCGCGCGCGGUGUGCAUCCCGUGCAGCCUGUACCAGUGCACGGCGCGGGACUCGGAGUGCGGCGCGUGCCCCUCGCACAGCCACAGCGCGCACAAUCCGCCCCACAAGCAGUGCGCCCCGCAGGCGCUGUGCAUGACUUGCAGUGACCACUACAUGCAGUGUCUUUCAUGUUCCAUGUACGCCAUUCAGUACGAACGAAACGGACCCAGCAAGCCUCAUACGCAGCAUCUGGCGCCGGGGCUGUACGCCUCUCGCGCAGUGUGCAGCACGUGCAGCGCUCAGCACGUCCAGUGCUUCUCGUGUACCGUCUGCUUCACAUGCAGCGUUAACCACGUGCAGCGGCCUCCGACCGCGCUGUGGCAGUGCAGCGCCCACCACGUGCAGUGUGCCGCCUGCGCCGUGUGCAUCACCUGCAACGUGGGCGCGCGGGUGCUGCACUGUUCCCGAACCAUCAGCAUCGGUAUGAGCGAAAAAUGUGCGGCGAGAUGUCCGAGGUAUGACGAGGACUCCAUCACUAGGAAGAUAAUGACAUUCUCUUCCAUCUCCUCGCCGAUUGGUCAGUUAGCUGUGACAUCAUCGGCCCAGCUCCUUCUGGUAGGUCGAACGCCCACUGACGUCAUUCUGAGGUCAUGCGCUGGCACGCUUGGAGCACUGAAACAACCCGAGGUUAAUAAUCGUGCAAAUGAUAUCCCUAAGGAUCUGGAAUUAUCCCAUUUACACGAUCCGGACUGGGAUCAGCAGCUGGGGAGUGACGCCGGAGCAGGUGGAGCAGAGCAGCUGUUAUUUCUGAUGGGGGGAUCCCCCCCAUGCUGGACCUCUGUGGAGCCGGAACUUCCCCUUGGCUCAGCGGAAGACGAGUUGUGGCAGUUGCUAGAUGUGAUUCAGAGGAAGGGCACGAGGCUGAGAAAUGAACUCGAGCGUGCGGAGCGUGUAGAGAGGGAACGUGUGAGUCAGCCUCCCCAUCAGCCCACCAGCUCUGCAUCUGACCCCCCUCUGGCUUCACCCAGGCCUCAUCCUGCAUACCGAGACCUGUGGCCUCACUCUCUCCCUGGGCCCUUGGGAGUCUACCCUUCCAGAGGGGAGUUCCUACCACCACCUCCUCCUGUGGCAACACCUGUGGGUUUGGGAGUUGAAGCAGAAGCUUGGGCUGCUGUAGAACGGCUGCGGCAAGACCGGCAGUACCUUGUGGGCAGGGUAUCGUGGGCAGAGGCAGAGGCUGCAGCAUCGCACCAACGGCUCCUUGACCUCCAUGACCAGCUUAUGGCUCUUGCGGGCGACAAGCGACGCCUCGAGGAACAGGUCCGGGCUCUCAGAUUAGACCCCAGAUUAGACCCUAGACUUGAUCCUAGAAUAGAUCCUAGAGUGGAUCCACGGGUGGAGAUGAGGAAUGAUCUGAAUCUCCAGUUUGUGAAAACCAACGGUGUGCGUCGAGAUGGACCAGCCUCCACAGGCGGCAUUGUGCACAGUGUGAUGGGAGGUGUCAACACUGUCCAUAUUGUCAGUGAUAAUACCACUUCUACCACCACCUCACCCUCCACCUUUUCCUCAAAGUCUCGCCGAUAUCCACCCUCAGUCACUGUAAGUGUUGCGGGGGAAGUUCCAGAUGAUGCCCAGGCAAUGAUGGGGGGAGGAGGAAGAAGUGGGAGGAUGUACCGCAGUGCGUCCAGUGUGAGGAUCAACAGUGAGAGGGAUGUGGUGCUUCCACGUGUUCUUAAGGUUCCUAUCAAGGAUCGGUCACAGCGCCACAGCUCAAGCAGAGAAGCAGGAAGGGAUGCUGGCACUUCAUCACACAGGGAAGGCAGCACCAGCAAGGACCAUCUUCAGCCUAGCACCAACAAGGAUGCAACUUCCACAAAGGAUGCGACUAGCCCAGCCACAGUGUCUGUUCCCUCGAGCACAGAAGUGAGAAAGGGGAGUGACCGAGUUGUGAUUGAACGGGAGCGAAGAGCUGGCCGUGCCGAUGGAGGACUUAGCAUGCCUGUGAGCCUUCUCAAAGGGGUGAAAAUCAAAGUUCAGCCCAACAAACAGAGGAUUUCAGCCAUUCUUCGUGAAAAGGAUGUGCUGGAACUCCAGCGCCAGCUUCUUACCACUGUCAUGGAGACUGAGGUGCUGAAGAAGCAGAUUGAGACUGCAAGCGAGGAGUGGGUGAGCAAGACUGCUGAGUGGGAGACAGAACAACGUCAGAAUCACGCUACCAUCACUAGUCUGCGUCAAGAAAACCUCGGGCUGAAGACGCAGCUGGAGGAGUGUGAGAGGACUUCGCCGGGCCAAAAGGAUGCAAGUGUGGGUGCCCACCCAUUGCUGCACACUGUAGCAACCAUGACAGACAGUGGAGAUGCAGAGAGUGUGGAAGCUGCCACACACACUGUCCACCCUGGGCCCAACAUCAAGUACGAUGUGGUGGUCCAUCAAGAGGACACACGGCAUGCAGAGACCAACAAUAACACCAUGAGUGGUUCUACACUAGAGUCUGGAGGUCGCAAGGCUCCCCCCACUGUAGAGAAACCACCACGACGUAGCCGAGAAGUUCGGACUUCCUCCUCAGUUGGCUCUUGGAGCUCUCACCACACCACACACUCUGUUAGCAGCCACAGGGAGUCUUCAGGCUCUGAGGUCUCUGGAGGGCGGGAGUCUGUAGGACGGGGAGCUGGACCCCGCAGUAGGCCUGGGCUGGCAUCAGGACGCUCCACCCCCACAGCUACUCCCCGGUCAUCGCCUGCUCCAAGCAUUAACACAAGGACGGCAACAAGUAGAAACACCCUGCAGGAGGGAGCACGAGCCAGCCCCCUGGGACGGAGCACCAGCAGUGUGGCUGCCAGCGGGCGAGUAGCUGUGGGUCGCCGAGACUCCCUCAAGGCACCACAGGGAAGCACGAAUGGCAACGGGAAGAGCAGUAAUGGGGCGGGUGGCCAGCACAAGAAUUCCUCGGUGUUCCUCGGGGACAAAAGCUGUAUCAACAAGCCAGGCUCCAUAAGAGAGGGAGAUGGUGAGGGAUCAAGCCCAGCGACUGCGUCUUCAAGCCUCGACUCCUGUGGUCCUCCCCUGGCCCUGUCCGAUCUCAAGAGCCCAAGCCCAGGUUCCUCUCCUGUAGUAUCAGCACCUCAGAAGAAGCUGUUUGUCUUGUUGGAAGGACAAGAGGAAUCAAGCCACGUGGGUGAUGAAAUCAGGAAAGCAGGUGCGGAAGAGGUUAAGUGCAAGUGACCUCUACAACAAAGAAGAUUGUGCCUCAAAUGACAGUGUGCAGAACAACCUGUGGCUAGAAUCUGGUACUGGAAUUUUAAACAAAGACAAGAACAGUGAGACCAUCAUGUCAGAGCUGAAGUUGUCCAACCUCAAA
Molecule: messenger RNA, 3427 nt
Organism: Penaeus chinensis
Lineage: Eukaryota; Metazoa; Arthropoda; Malacostraca; Decapoda; Penaeidae
Exons: 7
Coding region: 1-3291 (1096 amino acids)
Source: RefSeq, a predicted model, not a curated record